UUAUUUUAACAAUAAUUCAACACAAUUACUAUUUAAUAUAAAUUAAAAAUAAUCAUAUUAUAAACUAUGUAAUAACAUACAUAAACAAACAAAAACAUCAUACUUUAUAAAAAAAUCAUUGUAUAUAUAUGUUUUCUAUAAGUGAUUAACAAAAUACUUUGAAGCAAAAAGUAAAUUUAUUUAUCUUUGAUUUUCUUAGUUGAGCUAUAUUCUUAUAGAAAUGAAUAUUUUCAUGAUUUUUGAUAUAAACAUCUAAUUAGAUGAAAAUAAUAAUCGAACUUUGAUAUUAAUUAGGUAAUAGUAACAUAUAUAAUUUAUUUUAGAAAAAAGAUAAGAAUAAAUAAAAUUUUAAAACUAAUUUAUAAUUUAAGAAAUUUAUUUUCAAAAAACAAAGAUGUGAACAAUAUAUUUUCAAUUUUUUUAAUAUAUUCAAAUUUGAAGCAGUAUUUUUCAUUUUAAAAUAAGAAAAAAAGUACCAUUAAAAUAAAAAAAAAUCAAACUGAGUCAAUAAGUGGAAAAUGAAAUACUAUUAGAGACCGUUUAUUCAAUAUAUCUUCAACUAUUAGUAAGUUGAACGCUACAAGUUUAAGCAUUUAUUCUUUACUUUAGUUCUUUCUGUUGUAAGAUUAUAUUAUGUUUGCUUCUUUUUAGUUUACUUUUUAAAUAUUUAACAGUAUUUCCACACAUGUCACACACACACAGAUAUAUAUAUAUAUAUAUAUAUAUAUAUAUGUAUAUAUAUAUAAUAUUGGAAAAGACUAAAAUUUAAACUAAAAAUAGACUAUAUUAUAAUAAAUGGGUUUAAAUGAUUUGAUUGUGUUUUGGAAUCAAAUCAUAUUUUCCAUUUCAAUAAAAAAAUCAACUUAGUUAGCUGGAGAAAAAUAAAUGUAACGGAUCUUUGAAUACAAAAAUAAAACUGGAGUUUCUGUUUUUAAAUUGAAAACAAAAAGAUCACUAAAUGCAACUUGCUUAAUCUUGGUUUACUACAGAUUCACAAACACCUCGGCGGUGGAGUUAUUUUUCCUAAUAAAGAUACAUGUACAUCAUUCUAAUAUAUUUAAUUAAAGAAAGUGUAAACAGAAACGGACAAAAGUUAAGAAAAUAUUACCAAAUAAAGAUAUUAAUUGAUAAUUUGAAAGUACAGAGAAACGGAAACAAAGAGUUGUAGGGGAUUAAAAUGGCAAAGAAGAAAAGUGAUUAGGUAUAAAUUUUGAGUAAAUAUAUUUAAAGAAUCAAAUGCAAAAGGAAAAAAAAAAACUAGUCUAACUAAGCCGUUUAUUUGAAUGUUAGUACUUGCUAAACUUGGGAUUCUCUACCAUAAAUAUGAAGAUUUUUAGACAUUAAUGAUUAGCCCCAAUGAUCAAUAAAUAGAAGCAACUCGUGUUCCUCUCUAAUCUCAUUGUUCACGUACAAAUACAGAUCCUAAAAACAUUACGUUUUGUUCCUUUGACCAUGGAACUCAACCUCACUACGCCGACAUCAUGUUCCUCCAGCAGUAUCUCGUCAUCUUCGCAUGAAAUGGGUUUUUUAACCGAUACCAAAGGGAAAAUGAAAGAGAAGAUUGCGGAUGGGCAAGCGACCGAGACUCCGAGGGUAGAGUUUCGCUUUUUGUUCAACAACGACAAUAUAAGAAACUCUGGUUUUGGAGUUUUAGAUGAGGCAGAAGGGACAAAGAACGAGGCUAAAGCGAGGGUGUUUGCUUGCACCUUCUGCAAGAAAGAGUUCUCUACUUCUCAAGCAUUAGGAGGACAUCAGAACGCUCACAAGCAAGAGCGAUCAUUGGCCAAAAGGCGUAAGGAGAUCGAAAUCAACUAUCCUGGGCACUCCUUCUACAGCCAGUACCCACCAAGUGGUGUUUCCAACAGCAACAGCUCACAGUAUGACCUUGGGGUUCGUUGCAAUCCCAACAUUGGUAAAUAUAAGGCCUAUCCCUUAAACAUCUUCAGAUGUCGAUUAGGGUACAGAGGGCUUAACAUUAAUUCCCAUGUCCCUCUCCUGUCUCAACUUUCGUGCCCAAACACAGACGAUUUUUCCAUAAAUUUGAUUUCAAACUUAGAAGGCAGCAUUCAUAUGAAUAAGGAGGACCAAGGUGACAAAGAAGAUCAAUCGGACAGUGAUACUUGCAAGGAUACUGAGAUUGACUUGUCUCUGAAGCUGUAGUUUACUUUUAUUCUUAUUCUUGGUUAAACUUUAGUACUUGUUUCUUAAUUCAGCAUCCUUUCAUAUUGUGUUUUUACUCGUAAUGUUAAAGCUUAUAUUUAUAUAUACAGACUUUAAUCUCGCCAAUCUUCUCUACUAACUGAUACGUAAAAGUGUUUCUUUUCUCUUUUUUUUCUUUAAUUUCUAAAUUUCGAAAUUUAACAAACGUUUUAUUUUUGUGUGUGUAGAUUAUUUGAGUAGUUAAUGAUAACUAAAGACUAGAAUAUUUGGGAGAGCAAUCCAAUCCUUUAAAUAUUUGAUGUUGAACAGUUAAUAUCACUUAUUAGAAAAUAUGCAGAAAAAACCGACUUUUUUUCAAAAACUACAACUAAAAGCUCAUUAAAUUAUUGAUUAUUUACUCUACCCCUCCAAGACCAUACUUAGUGUUGUAGGUUGUUAGUAUGUAGAGCUUAAAAGAUUGCAACGUAAAGGCUAAAAUACUUUGAGCAUGCAAAUUGUGGUAAAUUCAGAUAAAUACUGUGAUGUAAGUACGAAAACAUUUCUGUUCGGAUGGGAUUUAGAGUUAUAAUAAAAAAAAGUAUGUAGUGUUGAUUAAAAAAUACGGUUCCUCUAACAGAAUGUGAGAAUGGUCUGGAAGCAUUUAUAUCUAUUUAAACAAGUUUUUCUAGGGUGAAUUUGAGAGUAAAACGAAAGGCAUCUCGUGACUUGGGAUUGGAUCUUAGUAGGUGUAAAUUGCAUUCAGUUACCCCUCAACAACCGGCAACAACCUCUUCUCUCCAGCUAUAUAUAAACCUUUUUUGCUACUCUCAAGUCCUAAGCAAAACACAAGCAGAGUAAAAAGAGAGAGACAAAGUGAGAAAAAAAACGUGAGAGAAAAUAAAAACGGGAUUGGAUCUUAGUACAGCUUAACUGGUUAUUAAUUUAAAGAAUAUCAUGAAUGAAUGAAAUUAAAAAAAAAAGUGGAACGUAGAUGAAUGAAAUAAGGGAAGUUAUAGAAUAAAAAAAUUGAAUUUCAUUCCACUUAUUCAUAAACUUUUUUAACCAUGAAUAUUUUAUAACUACAUUCCAUUUUUUUUUCUGACAUUUUACAAGGAAUCAUUGGAAUGAGAUUUGUUUUUUGUUCCAUUCAAAUGGUAAAAAAAAUUUAGAAUAUGGAAGAAUAAGCCAUUCCAAACAAUUUCAUUCCAAAAAUUUGUAAUUGAGUUGCACCCUACGUGUAAAUUGCUUGCAAUAUAGCCUUUUUUUUUGUCACUAAAAUGCAUUCAUAAAAUUGGGCCAUGACCCAAAAUCGUUAGCCCACUAAAAGAUUUGAUACAGAAGCACGAAGCACAGCUUUUGCAAGAAAAUCUGAAAGAGAGUUCUUUGAUCUAGGGAAAUAGGAGAAAGAUAGAGAGGUGAAUCCAGACGAGAUUGAUCGUAUAUCACUCACGAUUCCGAUCAACUCUUUGCUCUGGAUCCUGCCAUUAAUUACUCCGAUGAGCGUUGCACAGUCUGAAAAGACUUCAAAUUUUGUGAUGCAGAGAUCGUUCGCCGAUCCAAGAGCUGUCAACAGGGCCAAAGCUUCUGCGAUCAGAGGAGAGGCGAUGAAGUCCUGCACCAGCGAACCUUCUACUGGACUAGGUAUAGUCGGGCCUGUGAAGUCCUGCAAUAUAGCCUAUUAAACAAGCAAGAUCGGCACUAACACCGACAAAUAUCCCCAUAGCAAAAAGCUUUAAUUGUCUUGAUUUGAAAAUAACAUUCCAGUAUAAACUAGUUCAUGAAUCAAUGGGAAUGAUGUAUGGUAUGUUGGUUGUUGGCCGCAUACGCCACUGACGGGUAGACAAGAAUUUGUUAAAACCGGAAAUGAAGAACGGAUACCCAUGACUUUGGCAACCUGAGAUAAGAGUUUGAUGAGAUUUGAUGGCUAAGCAUGGUUGAGUUGAAACAGAGACUCCGUCCUGAAAUAAGAGCUUGAUGAGACUUGAUGGGUAGGCAUGCUUCUAACAACCAAAACCAACGCAAUGCCAUAACAAAUCUAUGUGCUGCCGACUCCGGAAUAAUAUUAUUUUAACAUUAAAACGAGAAAAAGAAGUAAAUAAAAAAAAAACGAUUCAGGCUCCUCUAAGAUCGUUCUAGUUAUGUCAUUUUUUUAGAUUCUGCUUAAAGAUCUUACUUUCCCAUUUAAAAGUGAUUUAUAAGACCGAAAAAGAUAAUGGCAAAUGAUGAUGUUAUCUUUCACUAAAUGAAUCAUGAUCACACUUAUAAGUAUUACUAUAUAGUCAUAAGUAAUAGUAUCUCACGAAGACACCAAACUCUCCAAUUUUUCAAAGAGUAGCAAAAAAAGAACGAGGGAGCAAGAAAUCCUAAUUCACUUAAAAACAAAAUAUAAAAGUCAUGCUUGAAAUGACGUGUGUAGUGGGCGUUGUUAUGAAUCACCAAAUAGUUUGUAGCCAUUUCUGAUGAUUUCAUCCAUAAAUACUGUUUAUUGCUUCUCAGUGCUUUGUGCCUGUAUUACUCACCACCUCCUUUCCUUAAAAUUUUAUUACUCACUAUUCU
Brassica napus (rape) is the source of this 4695-nucleotide messenger RNA. RefSeq lists its product as uncharacterized. The record is from RefSeq and is a predicted model, not a curated record. NCBI's taxonomy places the organism in Eukaryota, Viridiplantae, Streptophyta, Magnoliopsida, Brassicales, Brassicaceae. The transcript has a single exon. Bases 1453 to 2160 code for a protein of 235 amino acids. Gene Ontology annotation, biological process: negative regulation of abscisic acid-activated signaling pathway.